Molecule: messenger RNA, 5976 nt
Organism: Synchiropus splendidus (mandarinfish)
Lineage: Eukaryota; Metazoa; Chordata; Actinopteri; Syngnathiformes; Callionymidae
Gene: elf1
Product: E74-like ETS transcription factor 1
Exons: 9
Coding region: 720-2597 (625 amino acids)
Biological process (GO): regulation of transcription by RNA polymerase II; cell differentiation
Cellular component (GO): nucleus
Molecular function (GO): DNA-binding transcription factor activity, RNA polymerase II-specific; sequence-specific DNA binding
Source: RefSeq, a predicted model, not a curated record
UGAUCCACUUAUAUUUUUCGCCGCAAACGCUGGAAACAAUGCAGCCGCUGUUAUAAUCCUUUCCGCGUCAACAGUUUGUAUCGCAACUAAAAUGUCACCCUCGUCGGUCGGUAGCUUCUCUUUUUUUUCGGUUGUGCCUCUGAGCAAACGUCACUGGGAUGGCAUUCGUUUUCCGUAAACAGCGGUGAUAAAGUCUUUUUGGGAGGAAGUCCCUGGAUGACACAUUCGUUUUCACUUCUAACCAGACGCCCUUUCUCUGAAGGCGCACUUCUUCCCUGCCUCUGCUGACAACUUACAACUUAACUUUGGUCCGAGGCCAAUCAUUUCCCAGGAAAAUGUGACUGCUAGGAAUUCCCCCCCCAAACACACGCACACACACACCCACUCUUCAGUUCUUGCCGGAGAACCCUGUGUCAGGGAGCGCAGCUGGAGGACUCAUGGUGAUGGAUCCGCACUAAGGAUUAUUUGGGAUCGUUUUUUUAACGCUCCGGCGUCAACUUGGUGGAGAGAUGCUGCUUUGGUGACCGCAACUGCCGGGGUGUAGAUGCUCCAGGCACAGCAGGAUCCAGCCGCUGUGUCGGACAGAGACCAGGCUGCUGUGAUCCUCUGAAGACCCCGGUGACGACUGGAAGUGCUUGGUGAACCUCACACAGCCUGUUUUGGAGCCACCGGACACUGGUAUCAGGAGGCAGUGCCCUGACCUCUGGCGACCUGGUGCCAUGACGACUGCAGUCCAGCCCACAGAACUGGUGUUCGAGUUUGCCAGCAACGGAAUGGAUGAAAUAAACCAGCUGGACGACCCGUCGGUGUUCCCCGCGGUCAUCGUGGAGCAGGUUCCGCCCGCAGACCUGUUGCAGGUGUACUCUGGUCUGGAGUCCGACGAGGUGACCAACGGCAUCAUGGUGGACAGUACGCUUCACGUGGUGCAGGCACCGUCCAUUCUCGUGGGCGGUGUGGACCUCUCUGAAACCACAGUUUCCGGCGCAGAGGACACCAUGGAGACCAACGAAGCCGCCGCCGCUCUCCUGAGCAUGGAGUCACCCAACAACAUUUUGGACGAGAAGCGCAUGCUUCACACCUACGGCACUCUGCUGGAGUCGGACUUGACAUACGCUCCUCUGAGGCCUGACCAGAUGGAUAACGGCGCCCUUGACAUGUCGGUGGACGAGGACACUUCGUCCAUGGAUGAGAUCCUGCCCAAGUGUCCCUUGAAGCCGCAGAAAAAAACCAAAGUGCGGAAACCUCGGGCAGUGCGUCCCAGCUCUCCCAUCACAACCCCGAACCUGCCGCUCCGGAAGAAGAGCAAGGAGGGCAAAGGCAACACCAUCUACCUGUGGGAGUUCCUCCUGGCUCUGCUGCAGGAUAAAAACACCUGUCCCAAAUAUAUCAAGUGGACGCAGAGAGAAAAGGGAAUCUUCAAGCUGGUGGACUCCAAGGCUGUGUCCAAGCUUUGGGGCAAACACAAGAACAAGCCUGACAUGAACUAUGAGACCAUGGGACGAGCUCUGAGGUACUACUAUCAGAGAGGCAUCCUGGCCAAAGUGGAAGGCCAGCGUCUCGUCUACCAGUUCAAGGAGAUGCCCCCGGACCUGGUGGUGAUUGAUGAUGAGGACGCUGGUUCGGAUGGGAACAAAACCUAUGGAAACCAAAGGUCUGGCAACGGGAGGUCGGUAGUGCGUGGAGGGUCAAGAGGACACAGCAGAGCCCAAGAAGACUCAAUAAAGCAGAUGAAAAAAGAGCCACUGGAUGAAUGUCUGUACCAGGAAACCAAUGGCGCUCACGUGGAGGAGCUGCUUCAUGUGCUGCAUGCUACCCAGAGCCCUGAUGGUACAGACGAAGCUCUCAGGCGUAUUUCUGCCUCAGUUCCAAUGGUGGUGACAUCAGGCUCGCUCCAGUCGGUGCCCCUCAGCACAGUCCUCCACUCCAUCCCCUCUGGCAUGGCAGGCACGAAGGACGUGCUCACCAUCCAGACCAGCUCUCUAACAGGCGGAAUCUGCAACUUGCAGGACGGUCUCCCACAGCAGCUGCUGGUCACCAGCCUGGCCUCCCCUGCCGUGUCCUCCUCCGUCUCCUCUCUCUGCUCCUCUCCACCGGGGGUCACCGCAGCCUCGCAACUCAACGGAUUGCCCCGGCUCGUGACCAUCAACACCACCUGCGGGCAGACCAUGGUGGCGCAGCAGCCGGGCACCGUCAUCGCCACCGUGCUAAAAUCCACCGACUUUCCUGGGCUGCAGGUGAAAGACGAGAUGAUGGAACCCAACUACUUCCAGUCGAUGGUGAACGGAGAUCCCUCGCUGGCGGUAAACACGUUCGAAAAGGAGGAGAUCGAGGCGGGAGAAGCGGAGCUGCAUUACAGGACUGUGAUUAUUGACAGCAGUCAAAGCCAGCAGGUUCUGGGUGAGACAGUCAUCAAUAAUGGACAUUCCUCUCAGAGCAGCAGCCCUAGUGAGGGUCUCACCCCUGUGGAGGAGCUGGAAGUGCGAGGAGAGAUGUCGCUGCAGCCGGAGCAGGGACUCAAAGGUCUACAUGAGCUGCCCACCUCGAUCCAGCUGCCUGCAAACUUUAUCCAGAUAAAAACAGAACCUGCCGAGGCCUGAGGCCGCCGGACUUCUUUUCUAAAGCUGAACCAAAUGAACCAAACUGUGCUUCCGUCGCCUCUGAGAACGGAGAUGGGAGCGAUGAACCAGGUCAGCCUAAAAGAUUGAAAUAGUUUACGUGACCACGUGCCUAAAUUUAAGGGAGGUUUUCAGGUCUGUUUCAUUUGUUUAUAAAUGUUCAGUGAAAGAUCCAAAAUGAAGUGACCACAUCAUUUGUUUCCAUUUAUAUUUGGUGCAAUGUGGAGCCACUCUGUUAUCAUACAUUUGUAUUUUUUUAUUUAAAAAAAAUAUUAUUAAAAAUUAUAUAAUAUAUUUUUACAUUUAUUUGAUUUUCUUUGGUAUUAUCAUUUAAAUAAAAUAGAUCCUCACCUUCACAUUGACAUUUUGGUGAAAUAAUAAUAUUGAAAUUACUAUUGAUAAGUGUUCUUCUUCCUCAGCAAGUCUGCCGCCUCCACUUCCUCGAUAAUUGUCACAUCUAUCCACUUCCUGUCAUCAAUGGCCACACCAGUUUGUAUUAAAAAAUAUAAGGAAACAUGCAGAUGCAGUUAACUUUAAAAUCACUUCAUCAUGUAUAUUUUAUUACUACAAGAAGAGAAACAUAUUGUGAGAAAUAAGUUUAAAUGGUAAUAAAAAUAGUUUAUUUUUUAAUGUUAUGACAUGCAAAACAUAAAAAUAAAAUAUAAAGCCAUAUAAAAAAAUAUGAAUAAUGUUCAGGGUUUCAGUGUAAAAUGCAAAAACGUGUUAAAAUACCAUUUCUGUUUUUUGUUCCUAAACACAAAUUGUGUCGAUUUCUUCAUUUUGGAUCCUCAACUGAAUAUCAAAUAAACAAAUGAAAUACAAAUUUUUAUCAUUAUGUUUUUUUUUUUGUCUUGUAAAAAUCGGAACUUUCGGAUCCUCUCUGGCAAACACACAGGGAUGCACACAAAAAGACUUGAGGAGCUUUGGAAAACAGCCAUUGGACAAGCCCAUAUGUGCCACUUCGAUGUCGUUCUACCUGAAUUAAACUGGACGUUUUGAGAUAUUUUUUCUUUUUUUUUUUGUUCACUGUGGAAGAAAAACAAAACAAAUGAAACUGGAGCCAGAGUGUCAAAUGGUGCAAUGAUAUCAGACGUCUGAGGAUGUGUGUGAUGAAAAUCCACGCCCGUUCAUGUUCUCACUGAUCCAGACGGUGAAUAAAAUCACAUCUCAGAGUUGAACUGAAGAGUGCCUUACAGGAACCCAAAACAGAGAAGAGCUUUUCUCUCCGAGGAGACGAACAAGGGACGAAUGGAUUCGCAGACCUGUUGCUCAUUUAAUUUCAUACAAGUGAAAGAUUUAUCUUCACUGUUAGUCCUGGCCGUAGAAAGAAACCCACUGUGUUAGUGUGGAAAUGGGCAUUGUCAGUCCAGCACCCGAAUGUUUUGCAUAGAGCCGCAGUCCUGAGGCACAACUGAGCGAAUGUGCAGAAGAAAAUAAUCCGCUCCAGAUUCAUAUCCCUGUUUCCUGUUUUUUUAAAAUAUAAAAUUGAACAUAUAAUUCUGUCUACACAGCUAUUCAAAUAUAGAUAUAUAUAUAUAUAUGUGUGUGUGUAUAUACAUAUAGUAGGCAAUUAAGGUUCAAUUUUACGGUCACAGCAAAUUUAUUUAUUUUGUGAAUUUCUAAAUUCUGUAUAAAAUGGCACAUUUGUAUUCUAUUGAAGUGUAAAAAUGAGGGAACAUAUAGAUGCGAUACCAAGGCUGUCCGGUAUUUGUAUGAAUGGCAUUUUUUCUUCUAUUUUAUAUCAUCAGCUUUGGUAUUUUUCUAACAGAGAGCCGGGAUGAUUUUCUGCAGCUGGGCUACGUUCACAUUACCAUGUUGAAGUGACCGGUCAUCUGUCGGGACGCUCCCGUGGAUACGGCUACCUAAUUCAUAAAAAAAAGUUUAAGUAAAAGAAGUGGUCCGACUGGUAUCUGUGGAACUAAUUCUGAGGUAGACUCACUGAGCAAAAUGAUCAUCCUACUUCUGGCACCAUUUGUGGCCAAUGAAUAGGGAAUAUUCUUGAAAUGCAGGGAAACUCAUGGACAUCGACACCAAAGAACCGGCUCUAUACUGUGCACGCUCAUCGUUCACGCUUCUCCACCUGCAGCAGCCUCUUCUUCCUUUCACUUAGGUGUUUCUUUCUGUGCAAAUGUCCUGUAGCUUCACUUAGUUUUUCUUUGUUCCAUCCUUUCUCCCCACCUGUACUGCACUAGUUAUACUGGGUCAUACUUGGUGUUGACAUCCCUGGAGGUCCACUUGGAUCUCGCUCAUCUGCGAAGCGUGUGGAAGCUGUCGCACAGAUUUAUUGCUGAAAGGCGAGAAAACUUGAGGUGAACUUUGAACAUAAAAAGACAUUUGAUUCUAUUUUGGUUCUAGUUUCUUUCAUUAACAAGCAUUAGAUCCAUUUUGUUGCAGUACGUGGACCAUGAAAAGCGUGAAUGCAUUAAUAGUUAUUGUCAGGGUUCAAGUGCAUUAUGGUCUUGAAUCUGAGUUUUCAUUGUCAUGAGCAUAUCGUGCCGAACAAUUCCAUCACGAUGUGGACCUGGUUCACACUCCGGAGUUGUCGGACUUUUCUUAGUUUUAUGAGAGCUGAAGGACACUGUGGCAGGUCACCAUUACAAUUUCAAAGUGAAUUCUGUUCUCUUCAACACAAUAUUCUUCACAUGACUUUGCUGCGUCUGUUUUGGUCCAGGUCCUGCUCAUAAGAGUGAAGCCGAUCUAAGCACCUAAAGGCUCGACAUGUACUGUGAACGUAGCUGUCAGUCACUCCACUUUUCCUUUUGUAGAUAUCUUCAAGCUUCAGUUUAUUGAAACUCCAGAUGUGCUCUGCUUCCACAGAUGUACCUCUCAGCACCUGGAGCUAUGUAUUGAAAAUGUCUGCUGCAUAAACAUGUUAUUACCAAAUAUAUCUGUCAACAUUUCUCUGGAACGACUUUUUGUUCUUGCAUCUUUCGGGUGCUUAUGCGAGCGUCUUCUCUUCUCGUGCCUCCUUUGUCCAGUGGUCAGAACCUGUGUCCACUCCGUUCUCCUGACGAUGAAGUGGUGUUCAUCUAAAAUGGUACCAGAUCCAAAUUGGCUAUGUAUUGACCUGCAUUGCUGCAAUGCACCGUUCAAAACGUUCCGAUUUUGCAGACACCCUGAAUGUAUCUUUCAUUUCCAAGCGCUCACGCAAUAAUCUUGACAAUCAAUACCACACUGGUCCGAUCUGAAGAGAAUCCCAAUGGUCUAUCAUGUUUCCUGCUUCCUACGAAACCCUGUACCGUUGCCUGGAAGCGCCGCUCUGACACUUUGUUUCAUGUCUAGUUGCAUCUGUUGACUGUCCACAGCCUUUUGCUGAAUAUAGAAUAGAUUUUUAAGAAAGAAAUGCAGAAUUAAAAAAAAC